Striga asiatica is the source of this 480-nucleotide messenger RNA. NCBI's taxonomy places the organism in Eukaryota, Viridiplantae, Streptophyta, Magnoliopsida, Lamiales, Orobanchaceae. The record is from the annotation of a GenBank genome assembly.
AGAAGAGCCAGUAUUGCCGAUAAAAGAAAUGAGUUUACCUCCUCAGAGUCACUUUUAGCUCAAAGGGGAGUUUGUAAUCAUCAAUGUGAGAAUUGUCAACUAGCUGCUCAAGAAAUAGGGCAUCUUCUUGAUUUUGUGACAAACGUAAGACCAACAGGUAGAGAGACCCCACGUGCUAAUGGAAGAAGGGGCACCAGGGCAGCAAAACUAUGUGUCACACUCUGUCUGACUGAAUGGUCGCAGUCACUCAUGCACCUCAGAAGAGGCACAACCAAAAGAGGAGCAUAUGGUACGAGUUCCAAACCCAGUCCCUGUACAAGCAAACUCACAAGCAUCCCAGCUCCUUGUCUGGCAUGCACAGAUCCAAUAUCACCUAACAUAGGAACAACAUUCUCGAUAAGAGAACCCAUAACAUCCAAAGUCAUCGACUUGGCCAUUGCUGUUAUGCACCUCGACGCGGAUAAUCUUACUGCAAUAUGA